UGUGAUGUGACCCAUCCGAAUAUGCAUUCUUCGUUCUGAUUUAGGUCAUUUACAAUUAUGAGACUUUUCCCAUUACUUUUAGUUAUCCGACUUACGACCGAACUUUAAAGCAUCAAAUUUGUACUCCGAAUACAACAUAAACGAAAAUGGAUGGUGAUCAGGCAAAGGACAACACUUCCAAACCAACUGAAAAUCCUAACAAUAAAUCUGAAGAACCAUUAGGACUAAGUACAGAAAUUGCUAUUGAGACAUUGCAACGUGAUAUUAAAAGAGUCUUGCAAGAAUAUGAAGAAGACUACAGGAGAAAUAAAAAAUAUAAAGCUUGGCUAAAGGACACAUUACACCAUAGAAGUCAAUAUACAACCCUUUGUUGGACAUCGGCAGUUGCACUUUUGAUCAAUGCCAUUAUCCUUGUUAUUGGAUUCUUCACGAUCAACGAUACAUGGUACCCUACACUGCCUUAUGAAGGACUGACUGUCUGUUGUUUAGUAGUGUUAAACUUUAUUUUAGUCGUGUCGGAUAAUAAAUUACGUCAUGAAGAAAUACCGUACAGAGUACGAAUUCUUCUUGACCAGUUGGAAGUUGCAAAACACACUUCGCAAUGGUAUCCCGGAAAUUAUCCACACUUAUGCAGUCCACUGUCUCCUUGUUUAACUUUGCAGUGGACAUACCGCGAUGGUCACAUAGUUAAUUUGCCCUGGGCAUUAUUAGUUGCUGGAGAUAUAAUCGUUAUGAAACCUGGACAACAAGCGCCUGGUUAUUGCAUCCCCUACAAUGAUACCGAAGCCCCAGUGUUACACGCGAGAGAAGUGUACAGUCCACAGGUCCACAGCGCAAACGAGAUCUUUUCAACGCCACAGGCACGAAUGCCGUUGAGGAAUAAAGUUUACAAACUUCAGGAAACCCCGUAUCUGAUGAAUCUGAGAAUGGCACUCGACCAAGCUCUUGAUAGGCCGGUCACAUAUCACAAUCGUAAACGACAUCUUCUAAUGAUCUGUUGUAUUGAACAACUUGCUUACCCCGUUCUACUCAUCAUUGUGCUAGUUGUAAAUUUAUUUCGAUACUUGUAUUUGUCAGAAUACUUUGGUGUCGGUUAUUGGAAUGAAAUGUUCCUCCUACAGCCGAUCGCUAUUAGUAUACCUUUACUUCCGUUAGUAUUCCCGACUUGUUGGAUUUUUCUAAAUUGUUUCGGAAUGGCACGUUUCAAAGCUCUGUUCAAGCUUUAUCAAUCUUCGAAGAAACUCCAGUUCGUCGACCCUUUCGAGGAUGCAGAUUUUUCUGCACCCAGUCAUCCAGAAGUAGUGUACAAUUGGUUGGAAUUGAAAGAAUAUUUUUUCGAUAUUCUAUCUGGCAAAGAACACAUGAUGUCGAGAUCCGCAAGUAUUCUACACGUUUUAGGCUCAGUCACGGCGUUAUGCUGCGUGGAUAAAAAGGGAAUUCUUUCAUGGCCUAAUCCAACUGCGGAGAAAGUAUUUUUUUUACGAAAUGCCAAUACUUUAUCCCCGUCUUCGAGCACUGGUAGCUUAGAUAGAACUUCCGAAGCCAAAUGCCAAACUCAAACCGAGAACUCCAAACAAGAUUCGAAUAAAACGUCCUACGUGCAGAAUGAUCUGUCUCAUUCAACGGCUGAAGUUUUGGACCUCACCCAUGAUCACGCUUUACCCUUUCGUCUGCAAUUUGACGAUCAUUCGUGGAGGCAACACUUGAACUCGUUGAAACCCCUAGGUUUAGCAAUUCUCCUCAACACGUGCAACAUGGACACGCAAGAACAUUACAUGCAGUUCUGUUGCCAUGUCACGUGUGAAGCUUUGUAUAAUGAGAAUCUUGUACCAGUUACAAACAGACGCUACCAGGAUCACAGUAUAGAAGAUAAGAGUGGGUAUCAGGCAAAAGAUACAAUGCAAAGUUCAAGACAAGUGUAUUUAGUCGACGAGUCAGGGAGCCUUGGACACAUGUGGUGUUUGUGCGAAUUAGCGAAGCAAAUAGGUUUCCAAGACCAAGCACAAACAAUAUUCCAAUUGGAGCAACAAUUGUCUACGUUUAGGCAUGUUCAACCGGAAAUGGUACGACGAGACAUAAAGUUCGCGCGAUCUUUAAGCAUCGCGACAAAAUUAAAGUUUCCCUUCCCUCACAUGGUCGCCGUGGUAGUCAGAGAACGCAGCGGUGGUGGUUUGCAGUUGCUUACACAGGGUACAGCAGACAUAAUUUUAGAUUCCUGUAUUGAGUUUUGGGACGGUCACGAUCUCUGUCCACUUUCAGCGUCAGAUAGGAAAAAAGUGCAAGAUUUUUAUCAGAGGACAAGCUUAACGUCAUAUUGUACCGCAUUUGCGUACAGACCGCUGACACGCGGUAUUAGCGAUAAAAUGACGAAAAUAUAUUUAGAACUUCCUGCGGAUAGCAAACAUUUAUACGCACCUCACAGAAGUCCAACUCCGUUGCCUUGGGAUUUCCGAAAUGUUCUCGAUCCCAGAGUAAAAGGCAUACUUGGCCAAUUUCAUUCGACAGAUUCCCUAUUAUGCAACGAAAACAAAGACGACAACGUGAGCGACGUUGAUAGUUGCUUCGAAAUUCAGUGCAAUCAAGUGUUCAUUGGCAUGGUGACUAUGCAAUACCAAGCACAAACAGAUAUGGUACAAUUAAUCGAGCAACUCGACAGAGCCUGCAUUCGUUUCGUUCACUUCAGCAAAGAGAACGAGCUAAGAUCGCGCGUGUUCUCGGAGAAAAUGGGACUUGAAAGUGGAUGGAAUUGUCACAUAUCGUUGCUCAGUGAGAGAGCUAGGAGACAGCAAUGGCUGGAGAGAUAUCCACACAUGCCCCCAUCGUAUAUGUCCGAGAGUCCAGUGGGUUGGUGGGUGAGCCAGGCAGCAGCCAUGUCCUCACCCACUCCCUCGGCCCAAUCUCAUCAGCAUAAUUACUCCUGCAUGGAUGAGGCCAGCCACUUGCUUAAUCGUGUCUCUCCUCGCACGAAUCUGGACAACAGCCGUGCCAUGAGUAUGUCAGCACCAAGUGCCAUAAACACCGAUUUCUCCACGGUGAAAUUCGACGAGGAGACUACGGAAUGGAACGAUACAGGAACGUCUCAAGUAAAGAGCGCUAUGAGCCAUAGGGAACAGGACACGGUGAGAAGCGAGGAUAGUGUUCUAGUACAGAGCGUGGAUUUAGGUUCGGGACAAGAAGCAUGGCGAUCUCUAAGUUGCCUUACAGACAGCACCGAACAAAGUGCUCCUGUAAAUUUUGAUUUAUCGAACAGGGCAAAACUACCUCGAGGUAUUGAUAAGAUUCGACCGCACAUAGAGUUAAUAGAUAACGUACCCCUUUUGGUGUCCCUAUUCACCGACUGCAACACUGUUGUUACAAGGGAGAUGUUGCAUAUUAUGCAAGAUUACGGAGAAGUUGUUUGUGUACUUGGCUCCUCUGCUAACGCAGAGAACAUGCCUAUCUUUAUGCAAGCUGAUGCAGGGGUGGCAGUGGAACCGUUGUAUCCACAAGUUUGUCAAAGAAUUCCUGUACUGACGCCGACUACAGAAGACCAAGGCCCAUCUCCGGUUGAUUUGAGCAGGGCAUUGAAUUCAGUUGCUUGCUCUUUAAGUGUGAAACGGGAAGAUCCGAUCGCGAUUUUCCAUUUAAUUAUGGAGGCUCGGCAUUACAUGACAUGCCUCUGGAAUUGCGUGCAAUUCUGGCUCUGCUGUACAAUAACCCUAUCCUUCACUCAAGCUGUGUCUGGUUUCUUCCUAUUACCACCUCUGUUUUCGGUCGAUCAAGUCUUAUGGUUGUGUUGUUUAAUCAUUCCAAUGUUAUCUAUAUCCAUGAUUGCUACACCCAUGGAUCCUACCAUAAUGCAACGCGCGACCGGUAAAAAUCAGUGUACAAUAAACGGGCAGGUUGCGUUGUUCGUUCUAUGGUGUUACGGCAGCAAAUUUCUGCCGACAAUAAUCACGAUAGUUUUAUCGCAGUGUCUCUCAUUUUUAACUCUGUGCCCUACUUACACAACAGACUCUAAGUGCCUGUAUGUGUAUCCCGAUGCACAUGGGGAAGUUUCAUGGGGUGGUUGGGGCAAUAAACCGAACGUCAUUUUAGUGAUACAACAUUUCGCCUUAUCGUUGUUAGUCUUACACUUAGUAACAAUAUCCGUAGGCUUUGUACAUAGAGAGUAUUCCAUUUGGAAGAAACAGCCUUUUAAUAAUUACGUAUGGUUUUUAAGUGCAUUUAUAGCAUUAUGCGCACAAGCAGCAUUCUCAGGAACUGUAUUUUGCAAAUUUUGGAAAGAGGAGGGGCAAAGCAUCGAAGACUUCCCCUUACACCUUCCUUUAUUUUUCUUAGUUUCGUUGCCGUUGAUUUUCACAAUUAACGAACUGAUCAAGUGGCAAGAGAUUAAAGUAAACGUAAGGUAUCAAAAGAGGGCACGGUUAGAAUUUGGUACAAAACUUGGGAUGAAUUCGCCGUUUUAAAGAAUUUUUGAUCCUACAUACGAUAAAAGAACAAAGAAACAAUACAAAAGG
Messenger RNA from Habropoda laboriosa, 4499 nucleotides. Its product is annotated as transmembrane protein 94. The transcript is spliced from 27 exons. The record is from RefSeq and is a predicted model, not a curated record. Gene Ontology annotation, molecular function: nucleotide binding. The coding region runs from base 147 to 4448 and encodes 1433 amino acids. NCBI's taxonomy places the organism in Eukaryota, Metazoa, Arthropoda, Insecta, Hymenoptera, Apidae.